Messenger RNA from Spodoptera exigua (beet armyworm), 1605 nucleotides. NCBI's taxonomy places the organism in Eukaryota, Metazoa, Arthropoda, Insecta, Lepidoptera, Noctuidae. The record is from the annotation of a GenBank genome assembly.
ACAUACAUUUGUUUAUCAACUGUAUCAGCUCAGUACAAUUGCGACGCUUACAAAAGACAGUUGUUUAUCACUGAGUCUGUGAAAUGGGUGAAUUAAAUACUGUGAAUUCGGUCGACGAAGUUUUGCAACCGACGAGAGCGUCUUUAAGAAGUGUUAAAGAGGAUGUUAUGAAAGAAAAAGUGGAUAGAAACAGUUGGGGUUAUGUGGUCGGAUUUGGAACGAUUAUAACCUUUAUUGCUGGUAUUGGGCAUGUAAACUCCUUUGGAUUAAUUUAUAAUGAUUUUAUUAAUGAGACAAAAUCUACGGCUAAGUCGUUGACUUCUGCACAUGGAGUAUUCGCUAUCAUGCUGGCUAUUGGAGGUAUAAUACUCAACAUUAUUGCAAAGAAAUAUUCGCUAAGAACAGGAGGGUUGAUAGGAGCAGUAUUAUUGUGUUCAGGAUCAUUCAGCACCAUUUUUAUAACGAACACCAACCAACUACCGAUAACAUUUGGAGUCUUCCAAGGGAUUGGUUUCGGCAUAAUGGUGCCAGUUUGCUACUCGACCUUGAACUAUUACUUCGUGAGGAAAAGAACAACAGUGAUGAGCAUUUGUAAGGCCAUACAGGGGGUGUUACUGAUGUGGUAUCCACAACUUAUCAAGAAGAUAAUGUCAGUUUAUGGCUUCAGAGAAACCUUAUUCCUUUUAGCUGGAAUGUCCCUACACACCUUUCCAGGAAUGCUAGCAAUGAUCACUGACACGAAAAAACCAAGAAACAUAAUAAGAACAGCAAAUGAUCUAGAAAAUGGGAAACAAUGUGAGAAUGAAGAUUUAUUACUUUCUAAAGACAAUGGGGAUUUGAAGGAAGAUCGUAAUAAAAGUGUAAUGGUUCUGGAGAAAAUUAGGCAGAAGGUUGUAGAAAUAUUGAACUUCAAAAUAUUGAAAGAUGCCGUCUACUGCAAUAUCUGUCUUGGACAAAGUUUCGUCAACUUUUCCGAUCUCACUUUCUUCAUACUGCAACCGAUGCUGUUGUUUCAAUAUGGAUAUGAUAGGACGCAAGUAGCGAUGUGUAUCUCUAUCUGCGCGGCUGCAGACGUCGGUGGAAGGUUUGCCCUGGCCAUCAUCAGCAGCAUUUUCCAUAUCAACACAAGAAUACUGUUCUACUUAGCAACACUCCUCACCUUCCUUAUCAGAUUGCUCAUGUUACAGAUCACCCAGUUCGUCUGGAUGGCGACAGUCACUGGUGCUUUAGGAGUUCUCAGAGCCUGGCUGCAUGUAGCCAGUCCACUGCUAGUUUCCAAUCAUGUGUCUCAUGAAGACUUUCCUGGAGCUUACGCAGUAUACAUGCUUGCAGCUGGCACUGUCAAUGUUACUUUUUCACCAAUAAUAGGAUUAUUGAAAGAUGUUUACCAAGACUACGUUCCAGCGUUCUAUGCUUUAACUUUGUGCUGUAUUCCUUGCCUCUUAUUCUGGCCUAUUGAGUAUGUUAUUAAAACGAAAUAAAUAUUCAGUAAUGUACCUAUAGAUUCUUUAUUCAAAUAUAUUUAGAUAAUAAUUGUAAAAUCAAUGUAUAUUUUGACGUUAAGUGUUACUAUGUUAAUAAUUGAACAAUAUUUGCGACAGUUGC